AUGUCGCUGCUCUGCGUCGGAGUUAAAAAGGCCAAGUUCGACGGGCCCCAAGAGAAGUUUAACACCUACGUGACACUGAAGGUGCAAAAUGUCAAGAGCACAACCAUCGCGGUGCGGGGCAACCUGCCCUCCUGGGAGCAGGACUUCAUGUUCGAGAUCAACCGGCUCGACCUUGGCCUGACGGUGGAGGUGUGGAACAAGGGGCUCAUCUGGGACACCAUGGUGGGGACGGUGUGGAUCCCCCUCCGGACCAUCCGACAGUCCAAUGAGGAGGGCCCUGGGGAAUGGCUCACGCUCGACUCCCAGGUUAUCAUGACCGACAACGAGAUUUCGGGCACCAAGGACCCCACUUUCCACCGUAUCCUCCUUGACACCCGCUUCGAACUGCCGUUGGAUAUCCCCGAGGAGGAGGCCAGGUAUUGGGCCAAGAAGCUGGAGCAGCUCAAUGCCAUGCGGGACCAAGACGAUUACGCCUUCCAGGAGGAGCAGGAAAAGCCUCUGCCCGUACACAGCUCCCAGUGCUGCAACUGGAAUUAUUUUGGCUGGGGAGAACAGCAGAAUGAUGACCCCGACAGCACAGUGGAUGACCGGGACAGCGAUUACCGCAGCGAGACCAGCAACAGCAUCCCGCCGCCGUACUACACCACCUCCCAGCCCAACGCCUCCGUCCACCAGUACCCCAUGAGGCACCAGCAGCAGAGCUCCCGCGACUCCUACACCGACUCCAUGCAGAGCUACGAGAUGGACUACUCAGACCAGCGUCCCAUCAGCCCCACAGGGAGCAGCCGCUACGCCUCGUCGGCCGAGCUGAGCCAGGGCAGCUCCCAGCUGAGCGAGGACUUCGAGAACGAGAGCCUGCGGGAUUCGGAGCUGGAUGAGCGGGACGGCGACUCCUACCACUCCUGCCACAGCUCCGUCAGCUACCGCAAGGACUCGCCCCGCUGGGAGGAGGAGGAUGAUGACCUCUAUCUGGAGGAGGAGGAAGAAGAGGAGGAAGAGUUCAAUGAGGACUACAGUGAGAACGAGGAAGGCUACCCCAAGGAGGAGGAGGAGGAGGAGGACCUGCGGGAGCAGGGCACCUAUGAAACCCCCGAGCACGAUGCCUACCCCCCACCGCAGAAAGCCCCUGGGCAGCAGCAGCAACAGGCCCAGCGGGGAGCGGAUGAAGCUCCCCUGCAAGAGGCGGCCCCCGAGCCCGAGCCCCCGAAGCCGGCUGAGAGGGAGCAGGCAGAGGUGGAGGUGCAGGACCCCAAAGCACGAGCCAAAGCCAACUGGCUGAGAGCCUUCAACAAGGUCUGCAUGCAGCUGCAGGAGGCCCGCGGGGAAGGCGAUGGAGAAGCUAAAUCCCUGUGGUUCAAAGGCGGGCCUGGUGGCGGGCUGAUAAUUAUAGACAGCAUGCCGGACAUACGCAAGCGAAAACCCAUCCCCCUAGUUAGCGAUUUGGCAAUGUCCCUGGUCCAGUCCAGGAAAGCGGGAAUCACAUCCGCACUGGCCUCGAGCACCUUGAACAAUGAGGAGCUGAAAAACCAUGUUUACAAGAAGACCCUGCAAGCCUUAGUGUACCCCAUCUCCUGCACGACGCCCCACAACUUUGAGGUGUGGACGGCCACCACCCCCACCUACUGCUACGAGUGCGAGGGGCUGCUUUGGGGCAUCGCCCGGCAGGGCAUGCGCUGCGCCGAGUGUGGCGUCAAGUGUCACGAGAAGUGCCAGGACCUGCUCAAUGCCGACUGCCUGCAGAGAGCAGCGGAGAAGAGCUCCAAGCACGGAGCGGAGGACCGGACCCAGAAUAUCAUCAUGGUGCUCAAGGACCGCAUGAAGAUCCGGGAGCGCAACAAGCCGGAGAUAUUUGAGCUGAUCCAGGAGGUGUUUGGGGUUACCAAGACCACACACACGCAGCAGAUGAAGGCAGUGAAGCAGAGUGUCCUGGACGGCACCUCCAAAUGGUCGGCCAAGAUCAGCAUCACAGUCGUCUGUGCCCAGGGCCUGCAAGCAAAGGAUAAGACGGGUUCCAGUGACCCUUAUGUCACGGUCCAGGUUGGAAAGACAAAAAAAAGGACUAAAACUAUCUACGGCAAUCUCAACCCGGUCUGGGAGGAGAAUUUCCAUUUCGAGUGCCAUAACUCCUCCGACCGCAUCAAGGUCCGCGUCUGGGAUGAAGACGAUGAUAUCAAGUCCCGUGUCAAGCAGCGCUUCAAGAGGGAGUCCGACGACUUCCUGGGUCAAACAAUCAUCGAGGUCCGGACCCUGAGCGGCGAGAUGGACGUCUGGUACAACCUCGACAAGCGGACAGACAAGUCAGCCGUGUCGGGGGCCAUCCGGCUGCACAUCAGCGUGGAGAUCAAAGGCGAGGAGAAGGUGGCUCCCUACCACGUACAGUACACCUGCCUGCACGAGAACCUGUUCCACUUCGUGACGGAUUUGCAAAACAACGGGGUGGUGAAGAUCCCCGACGCCAAGGGGGACGACGCCUGGAAGGUGUACUUUGAUGAGACGGCGCAGGAGAUCGUGGAUGAGUUUGCCAUGCGCUACGGGGUGGAGUCCAUCUACCAGGCCAUGACACAUUUUGCCUGCCUUUCCUCCAAAUACAUGUGCCCGGGGGUGCCGGCGGUGAUGAGCACCCUGCUAGCCAACAUCAACGCCUACUAUGCCCACACCACGGCUUCCACCAACGUCUCAGCCUCCGACCGCUUUGCCGCUUCCAAUUUCGGGAAGGAACGGUUUGUCAAACUCCUCGACCAGUUGCACAACUCACUGCGGAUCGACCUCUCCAUGUAUCGGAACAACUUCCCUGCCAGCAGUCCCGAACGGCUGCAGGAUCUCAAGUCCACGGUGGAUUUGCUGACCAGCAUCACCUUCUUUCGGAUGAAGGUCCAGGAGCUGCAGAGCCCCCCGCGAGCCAGCCAGGUGGUGAAGGACUGCGUGAAAGCCUGCCUCAACUCCACCUAUGAGUACAUCUUCAACAACUGUCACGAGCUGUACAGUCGCGAGUACCAGACGGACCCGACUAAGAAAGGCGAGGUGCCCCCGGAGGAACAGGGCCCCAGCAUCAAAAACCUGGACUUCUGGUCCAAGCUCAUCACCCUGAUAGUCUCCAUUAUCGAGGAGGACAAGAACUCCUACACACCCUGCCUGAACCAGUUUCCCCAGGAACUGAAUGUGGGGAAGAUCAGCGCCGAGGUGAUGUGGAACCUCUUUGCUCAGGACAUGAAGUACGCGAUGGAGGAGCACGACAAGCACCGCCUGUGCAAGAGCGCGGACUACAUGAACCUGCACUUCAAGGUGAAGUGGCUGUACAACGAGUACGUCACCGAGCUGCCUUCCUUCAAGAGCCGCGUGCCCGAGUACCCCGCCUGGUUCGAACCGUUCGUUAUCCAGUGGCUGGAUGAGAAUGAAGAGGUGUCGCGGGAUUUCCUGCAUGGAGCACUGGAGCGGGACAAGAAGGACGGGUUCCAGCAGACGUCGGAGCACGCACUCUUCUCUUGCUCCGUGGUAGACGUCUUCUCCCAGCUCAACCAGAGCUUCGAGAUCAUCAAGAAGCUCGAGUGCCCCGACCCCCAGAUUGUUGGACACUACAUGCGAAGGUUUGCCAAGACCAUCAGCAAUGUGCUACUCCAGUAUGCCGAGAUCAUCUCCAAGGAUUUCGCCUCGUACUGCUCCAAGGAAAAGGAGAAAGUGCCCUGCAUCCUGAUGAACAACAUCCAGCAGCUCCGCGUCCAGCUUGAGAAGAUGUUUGAAGCCAUGGGUGGGAAGGAGCUGGACACAGAAGCCAGUGAUAUCCUCAAGGAACUGCAGGUGAAACUCAACAACGUCCUGGAUGAGCUGAGCCGAGUCUUUGCCACUAGUUUCCAGCCCCACAUCGAGGAGUGUGUGAAGCAGAUGGGCGACAUCCUGGGCCAGGUGAAGGGCACCGGCAACGUCCCCGCCAGCACCUGCAGCAGCGUUGCGCAGGAUGCUGACAACGUCCUGCAGCCCAUCAUGGACCUUCUGGACAGCAACCUGACGCUCUUUGCCAAGAUCUGCGAGAAGACGGUGCUGAAGCGGGUGCUGAAGGAGCUCUGGAAGCUGGUGAUGAACACGAUGGAGAAGACCAUCGUCCUGCCCCCACUCACUGACCAGACGAUGAUUGGCACGCUCUUGAGAAAACAUGGCAAGGGGACAGAGAAGAGCAGGGUGAAGCUGCCCAGUCACACUGAAGGCACGCAGAUGAUUUUCAACGCAGCCAAGGAGCUGGGGCAGCUCUCCAAGCUGAAGGACCACAUGGUGCGGGAGGAAGCCAAGAGCCUGACCCCAAAGCAAUGUGCAGUGGUGGAGCUGGCGCUGGACACCAUCAAGCAAUACUUCCACGCCGGCGGCGUGGGGCUGAAGAAGACGUUCCUGGAGAAGAGCCCCGACCUGCAGUCGCUGCGCUACGCCCUGUCCCUCUACACCCAGGCCACUGACCUCCUCAUCAAAACCUUUGUGCAGACCCAGACUUCGCAGGGCUCUGGUGUGGAUGACCCUGUCGGGGAGGUGUCCAUCCACGUGGAGCUCUUCACCCACCCUGGCACUGGCGAACACAAAGUCACCGUCAAAGUGGUGGCUGCGAACGACCUCAAGUGGCAGACGUCGGGCAUCUUCAGGCCCUUCAUCGAGGUCAACAUCAUCGGGCCCCACCUCAGUGACAAGAAGAGGAAAUUCGCCACCAAAUCCAAGAACAACAGUUGGGCCCCCAAGUACAACGAGAGCUUCCAGUUCACGCUGGGGACGGAGACGGGCCCUGAGUGCUACGAGCUGCAGGUGUGCGUGAAGGAUUACUGCUUCGCCCGGGAGGACCGGACAGUGGGCAUCGCUGUCCUGCAGCUCCGCGACAUCCUGCAGCGACCCGGCUGCGCCUGCUGGCUGCCGCUGGGCCGCCGCAUCCACAUGGAUGACACCGGCCUCACCGUCCUCCGCAUCCUCUCCCAACGCAACAAUGACGAGGUGGCCAAGGAGUUCGUCAAGCUCAAGUCGGACACACGCUCGGCCGAGGAGGGCAGCAGUUAAACCCCUUCCACCCCCUCCCAGCCCUCUCCUCCACUCCUGGCCCCUUUUCUACAGCAUCCUCCAGCCAUGUAUAAGCCAUAAGAGCGGC
Molecule: messenger RNA, 5113 nt
Organism: Gavia stellata (red-throated loon)
Lineage: Eukaryota; Metazoa; Chordata; Aves; Gaviiformes; Gaviidae
Gene: UNC13A
Product: unc-13 homolog A
Exons: 45
Coding region: 1-5025 (1674 amino acids)
Biological process (GO): synaptic vesicle priming; presynaptic dense core vesicle exocytosis; synaptic transmission, glutamatergic
Cellular component (GO): presynaptic membrane; terminal bouton; presynaptic active zone cytoplasmic component
Molecular function (GO): calcium ion binding; diacylglycerol binding; phospholipid binding
Source: RefSeq, a predicted model, not a curated record